Salpingoeca rosetta is the source of this 1529-nucleotide messenger RNA. RefSeq lists its product as uncharacterized. The record is from RefSeq and is a predicted model, not a curated record. The coding region runs from base 86 to 1423 and encodes 445 amino acids. Lineage: Eukaryota; Choanoflagellata; Craspedida; Salpingoecidae. The transcript is spliced from 5 exons.
CACGACCACAACCACCACAACAACGUCUUCCACCUCCACCCCAUGGCCGUAUUCUCUGCUCCAUUCUGUCAAUGCGACGGAUUUCAUGGCGAACCAGACGUGGCCUGGGUGCACGCGCUCCACCCCCGCUGCCCGCGGGUUCCUUCUCUUUGCGGGCGUCGCUACUGGCGUUCGGAAGACGGCGUGCAAUCUGGGUGGCGGCUGCGACUGCUUCCGCCUGGAGGAAUGCCACGACCCUGAAGGCCUGUCGUGCAUGGAGGUGUACGAGUGCGAGACAAACGCUGGUGAAGACGACAGCUGUCUUGCGUUUGACGAGUGUGGCCAGGGGAACUUCCGCAUUCAGGCCAUGAUCCAAGUGAUGUGCGAUCAUGGGCAACACAUGGAGGCGCUGAACAGCGCACAGCUGGACGAUUUCGCCACAAGUUUCAAAACAUCACUCGCCGAGGAUUGCAACGGCUCUCCACUGCAAUGCCACGUUAAGGCGGACACCGGCACCGAUCUGACCGUUCUGGACAACAGCACGUUUGUUGUCUCUGUCCUCAAACCAAACGACAUUGCUCGCCUGUCCACGUGCGCGAUGUUCAACGCGUUUUCAUUCAGCAACUGCAGCGUUGAGUCCGUGGAGCGGUACGAUGCGGCCGCGCAGGUCAUUGUCACGCAGCGGUUUGUGGUGACCGGCGUCAACGCGUCCCAGGUCAACACCACCGCCAUCAAGCUGCGGCUGCUGGCCAGGCUGCCGCAGUUCAGGGCCGACCAGAUUGACGUGCGCAUUGAGGCUGUCAGUCGCCGCGCUGUGGACAGCGGGUUCAUCGUGGUUGUGGAGUACACGGCGGACGAUGAGGAGGCGGAGGAUGUGGUGCAGACGGCCAACACGGUGGCCACCAACGGCACAAUGACGGAGGUGGUGGAGGAAGAAACGGGCAAGACGGUGCAGACCGCACAGAGCGGCAGCGUGGCAGUGAACAUGGCAACAACUACAACGACAACAACAACAACAACAACAACAACAACAACAACAACAACAACAACAACAACAACAACAACAACGACAACAACAACAACUACAACUACAACAACUACAACUACAACUGCAACAACAACAACCACGCCCGCUGUCGUGGGCAGCACGACCGUCAUCUCCACGACGUCCACGGCCAUCAACGGCACGAGUGGCGCCGAGUCGAAGAGCAAGUCGCGUGUGGUUGCCGGUGUGACUGCUGGCGUCUCCUUCAUUGUGUGCAUUGUCAUCGUGGGGCUGAGCUACCUGCGCAGCUCUGAUGGACAGACGCUGAAGCCAAACGCCAACAACAACGACGGCAGCACCGUCUCGAUUGUGGACGGAAGCGUCUCGUUUGAGCUGCAGAUGGCGGAACCCACGCAGCACUCAAACACGUUUGACGUGCUGGAUGAGGUGGACGUGUGAUGUCUGGCCGUGGUGCUGAGUGCUGACGAGAUGGUGGAAGAUGAACGCCUGAUGACGCGAAGGGCAUGGCAAUUGCUCUGUGUGCGUGUGUGUGUGUGUGUGUGUG